This is a messenger RNA of Caenorhabditis elegans, 1117 nucleotides long. RefSeq names its product Movement protein (gene C14C11.1). The record is from RefSeq and is marked reviewed. NCBI's taxonomy places the organism in Eukaryota, Metazoa, Nematoda, Chromadorea, Rhabditida, Rhabditidae.
UAGCAAUCGGUGCAUCCAACUAACCAACUAACACACAAUGUGCGUCUCGAGACCAGGAAUGAGUACAACACGGAGAUCUCGACGCGGGACUACUAACAUAACACAGAAUGAGGAAUCUGCAGAUAAUUGGAAUAAAAUGGCUAAUUCGAAUUUUCGAUCGACAGUUUUUGAGAACCGUGUCCACGUGUGGGUACUUCCACUGAACUAUUCUCAAUCGAAAUAUGGUGGCCGGAAGACUCCCUCAUCUGCUUGCACAAUAAUCACUGUCCAGAUUGCCCACGAUUUCUUGAGCAAUAACGUCUGUAUUCCACCCACGCAUCUUCUGACACCUCAACAUCUUCCACUCGGUGUCCUUGAUGUUCUUAUCAAUGGAAUUGUUGAUGGCAAUGAGACCCACGAAAAGGCUAUGGCAGCUCGACGACGAGGAUUCAGUGGAAGUCUAAAAAAGAAGCAUCUUGAAGAGACAGUUGAAAGUGGUUCAGUCUUCCAGUUUUUGAAGAAACCACAUCGAGACACGUUCACUGUGCCAGAAGCUAUUCAAGUUCAACGACCCGAGAUGCAUGAAAUUGACUAUCGAUGUUAUUCUGGAGACUUUAUAAGCAAUCUCGUGACAGCUAUGUCGAUGGCUGUGAACAGUCCGUAUCUUUCGAAACUUGAUAGAUUGGCAAUUGGAGUGCUUGCUUUCGAAAGGGCCAUGUGUUUUAUCUACGAUCGCCCGACAAAUUCAAUAAUUCUUCUCGACACUCAUAUGCAUUUUAAAGGACAAGCUGGAAGUGUUCUCUGUGUUGCAUCUUUUGAAGAUAUUACGGAUUUCAUCGUUUCGGUAACUAAACUCGUGUUCCAUGAAGUUUUCAAAACUGCAGAUGUCACCGGUCAAUUCGAAAUUACAUGCCUGAUGCUUACAAGUCUGACGAACAAAGUCCACAAAGGAGGCAUCUUUCUUCCAAUCAAAUCGAGUAUGCCAAGAGUCACAUUAUCGAUACCAUUGAAGCCUAUUAGAAUCAGAGCAAAAAAAAUGGUUUGCGUUGGGAGUGCGGAAAAGGACUGUGACAGUGGCUACGAAAGUGAUACCUCAUGAACUUCUUCCUAACUUUAAUAAUAAACUAAUUUAUUCACU